Harpia harpyja (harpy eagle) is the source of this 6661-nucleotide messenger RNA. RefSeq names its product phosphatidylinositol-3,4,5-trisphosphate dependent Rac exchange factor 1 (gene PREX1). Gene Ontology annotation, molecular function: guanyl-nucleotide exchange factor activity; protein binding. The record is from RefSeq and is a predicted model, not a curated record. The coding region runs from base 261 to 5228 and encodes 1655 amino acids. Gene Ontology annotation, biological process: intracellular signal transduction. The transcript is spliced from 40 exons. NCBI's taxonomy places the organism in Eukaryota, Metazoa, Chordata, Aves, Accipitriformes, Accipitridae.
UGGGGCUUCCCUUCUCUCCUCAUUCAGCGCUGCCUCGCUGCUGAGCGCUCGCCGCGCCGCUAGCCCGGCAUGUCCCGCAGCCGGGCUCCCCUCAGCGACCGGCCCUUGUAGAGCCUCCACCCACGGGCGAGGCAGGGCCGCGGGAGCGGCAGGGGGUGCCGUUGCCCAGCCGCGCCGGGCACCGCGCGGCCAUGGGGGGCUCCUGAGGCGGCCGAGGAGAGCGGCGGGGAAGCGGAACGCCUCGCCCCGCGGCCGCCACCAUGGAGGAGGCGCCGCCGCCGCCACCCGGCGCCCCCAGCGCCGCGGAGCCCACCGGUUGCCCCAAGGACACCGACCGCCAACUGCGCCUCCGCCUCUGCGUCCUCAACGAGAUCCUCAGCACCGAGCGGGACUACGUGGGGACUCUCCACUUCCUACAGUCGGCAUUUCUUCACCGGAUCCGCCAGAAUGCUGUGGACAAAGCUGAGAAGUACAUAACAGAGGAGAACAUUAAGAUUUUAUUUUCUAACAUUGAAGACAUUCUUGGUGUUCACAAGGAGUUCCUGGCUGCCCUGGAAUUUUGUUUACAACCAGAACCUCAGUCUCAGCAUGAACUAGGAAAUGUUUUCUUAAAAUUUAAAGACAAAUUCUUUGUGUACGAGGAGUACUGUAGCAACCACGAGAAAGCACUUAGACUGCUGAUGGAAUUGAACAAGAUCCCAACAGUGAGAACAUUCCUCCUGGGCUGCAUGCUUUUGGGAGGCAGAAAGACGACAGACAUUCCACUAGAGGGUUAUCUGCUGACUCCAAUUCAGAGAAUUUGCAAAUAUCCACUUCUGCUUAAGGAGUUAGCUAAGAGGACUCCCUCUAAGCAUCCUGAUCACCCAGCUGUCCAGAAUGCAUUGCAGGCAAUGAAGACAGUCUGCACAAAUAUCAACGAGACCAAGAGACAGAUGGAGAAACUGGAAGCCCUUGAACAGUUGCAGUCCCACAUUGAAGGAUGGGAGGGGUCAAAUCUGACAGAUAUCUGCACACAGCUCUUGCUCCAAGGGACUUUGUUAAAAAUCUCAGCAGGAAACAUCCAGGAGAGAAUGUUCUUUCUGUUUGAUAAUCUACUGGUUUAUUGCAAGAGGAAAUCCAGAGUUACUGGAAAAAAGCCAUCUAAACGGACAAAGUCAAUCAAUGGGUCCCUUUAUAUCUUCAGGGGCCGAAUAAAUACAGAAGUCAUGGAGGUGGAGAAUGUAGAAGAUGGAACAGCAGAUUACCACAGCAACGGCUACACUGUGACAAAUGGCUGGAAGAUACACAACACAGCCAAAAACAAAUGGUUUGUUUGUAUGGCCAAGACUGCAGAGGACAAACAGAAAUGGCUGGAUGCUAUAAUCAAGGAAAGGGAGCAGAGAGAGAGUUUGAAACUGGGAAUGGAGAGGGAUGCAUAUGUCAUGAUUGCAGAGAAAGGAGAGAAGCUGUACCAAAUGAUGAUGAGCAAGAAAGUGAACCUUAUCAAAGACAGGAGGAGAAAAUUAAGUACUGUUCCCAAGUGCUUUCUUGGCAAUGAGUUUGUAUCAUGGCUCACAGAGAUUGGAGAGAUAAGCAAACCAGAGGAAGGGGUCAACCUGGGACAGGCGCUAUUGGAAAAUGGAAUCAUUCAUCAUGUUUCAGAUAAGCAUCAGUUUAAGAAUGAGCAGGUGAUGUACAGAUUUCGCUAUGAUGAUGGAACAUACAAGCCAAGAAGUGAGUUGGAAGACAUCAUGUCCAAGGGUGUAAGGCUCUACUGCCGACUACACUGCCUAUAUACUCCAGUGGUAAAAGACCGUGACUACCACCUAAAGACCUACAAAUCAGUAAUCCCUGCAAGUAAACUAGUGGAUUGGCUUAUUGCACAGGGAGACUGUCAGACUCGGGAGGAAGCUGUUGCACUGGGUGUUGGACUCUGCAAUAAUGGCUUCAUGCAUCAUGUCCUGGAGAAAAGUGAAUUUAAGGAUGAAUCCUUAUAUUUCCGCUUUUAUGCUGAUGAGGAGAUGGAAGGCACCAGUUCCAAGAGCAAACAAUUACGUAAUGACUUCAAGCUCAUGGAAAACAUCCUGGGAAAGAGUCUUCUGAUUUUACCAGAAGAUGAUGACUAUGGAUUUGACAUAGAAGAAAAAAACAAAGCAAUUGUGGUGAAGUCAGUUCGACGAGGGUCUUCUGCAGAGAUUGCUGGCCUGCAGACAGGAAGAAAAAUAUAUUCCAUCAAUGAGGACUUAAUAUUCCUACGCCCGUUUUCAGAAGUGGAAACCAUCUUAAACCAGUCCUUCUGCUCACGAAGGCCACUUAGGCUUCUGGUAGCCACCAAAUCAAAAGAGAUUAUUAAAAUCCCAGAUUGUCCUGAAGCACUUUGCUUUCAGAUACGGGGAGCAGCACCACCUUAUGUUCAUGCAGUAGGAAGAGGUUCUGAGGCUGCAGCUGUAGGUCUUCAUCCAGGGCAGUGUAUUUUGAAAGUUAAUGGGAAUAAUGCAACACAUGGAAAUUAUAUGGAAGUUAUGGAGCACUUUACAGCCUACAGGACCAGACAACAGGAAGCACUGGGAUUAUACCAGUGGGUGUACAGAACACACGAAGAUGCUGAAGAGGACAGGGUUCAGCAAGCAGCAUCCACUGCAUAUCUGAAUGGCAGUCAUCCUGACUCCAGCAAAGAAGACUCUUCACUGGAGGGAGGUGCAGAAUUGGAUCCACUUCAAAAUAGCCAACAGGAAUCAGCCCAGACACCACAGACCAUCAGCUCUCCACUGGUCAUUAGUGAAGAAACACCUCUCAUUAGCCUGACUGUGGAUAACACCCACCUGGAGCAUGGGGUGGUGUACGAAUAUGUCAGCAGCGCAGGAAUCAAAUCCUUUGUCCUGGAGAAAAUUGUAGAACCAAAAGGUUGCUUCAAUCUCACUGCAAAGAUUUUAGAGGCCUUUGCUGCAGAGGACAAUCACUUCGUAAGGAAUUGCAAAAGACUUAUAUCCCUAAGCAGUGCUGUGGCCACCAUGCCCCAGUAUGAAUUCCGGCAAAUCUGUGACACUAAGCUGGAAAGCAUUAGCAGAAGGCUCACAAACUACCAGGAGUUUGCAGAUGAAUUGAAAACAAAGGUGAGCCCAGCCUUCAAACAAGCCAUCAUGGAACCACAUUCCCUUAACAGCAUGGAUUUCUGCCCCACCAACUGCCAUAUUAACCUCAUGGAGGUAUCAUACCCCAAAAACACUACCUCAGCGGGGAGGUCGUUCAGCAUUCGCAUUGGACGGAAACCCUCUAUUAUUGGUCUUGAUCCAGAACAAGUAGGUACCUUAAAUCCAGUCUCCUAUACUCAACAUUGCAUCACCACUAUGGCUGCACCAUCCUGGAGAUGUCUGACCCCAGAAGAUGGAGAUCUUGAUGGUAGCUUUGGCCAGCAGAAUGGAGGAACAAUUCAGGAAGAAAGGGGACUCAGUUUUCUGCUGAAACAGGAAGAUCGCGAGAUACAGGACUCAUACUUGCACCUUUUUAACAAACUUGACAUUGCAGUGAAGGAAAUGAAGCAAUAUGUCAUUCAGAUAAAUAAACUUUUGUCCACCAUAACAGAACCUACAGAAGGUGGUGCCUGUGAGCCACCAUCUACUGAGGAGACAUCUCCACCUUCCCUGGGAACAGAAGAGAGUGAUCCUGACAAAGCUGAGCAUGGUGGAAUCAAGAAGGUCUGUUUCAAAGUUUGUGAGGAGGACCAAGAAGACUCUGGACAUGACACAAUGAGUUUCAGAGACUCCUACAGUGAAUGUAACAGUAACCGGGACUCAGUGUUGUCAUACACCAGUGUACGGAGUAACAGCUCUUACUUGGGCAGUGAUGAGAUGGGAUCAGGAGAUGAGCUUCCCAAUGAUAUGAGGAUUCCUUUAGACAAACAAGACAAACUUCAUGGCUGUCUGGAACAUCUUUUUAACCAGGUUGAUGCAAUCAAUGCACUUCUAAAAGGACCAGUAAUAACUAAGGCCUUUGAAGAAACCAAGCACUUUCCAAUGGAACACAGUUUGCAAGAAUUUAAACAGAAGGAAGAAAGCACAGUUAGGUGCCGGAAUAAUAUUCAAGCCAGCAUUCAAGAAGAUCCGUGGAACCUUCCAUUGCGCAUCAAGAACCUUGUUGAAAUCAUACAAAAACAUGUGGAAGAUGGGAAGAACCAGCUGCUUUUGGCCUUGUUAAAAUGCACAGAUACUGAGCUACAGCUGAGACGUGAUUCCAUCUUCUGUCAGUCUCUUGUGGCUGCUAUUUGCACCUUUUCAGAGCAGUUACUGGCUGCUCUCAACUAUCGAUACAACAACAAUGGGGAAUACGAAGAGAGCAGCAGAGAUGCCAGCAGAAAAUGGCUGGAACAGAUAGCAGCCACUGGUGUUUUACUAAACUACCAGUCUCUUCUCUCCCCCGCUGUGAAGGAGGAGCGUACCAUGCUGGAAGACAUCCAGGUCACUCUGACUGAACUGGACAAAGUUGCCUUCUAUUUCAAGCAGCUGGAUGAAAGUCUUGUAGCAAAUACUCAUGUCUUCUACCACAUCGAAGGAAGUCGUCAGGCCUUGAAGGUUAUCUUUUAUCUUGACAGCUACUACUUCUCCAAACUGCCUUCUCGGUUUCAGAAUGGGGGAAGCUUGAAACUGCACACGGUGCUCUUUACAAAAGCUCUGGAGAGUAUGGAGGGGCAAUCACAACCAGCUGGCUCAUCUCUAGAAGAACUUCCACAGCAAAUUAAUGGUAUUUCACUUGAAAAAGUGCAGCAAUAUUACCGUAAACUCAGGACAUUUUACCUAGAGAGAUCAAACUUGCCCACUGAUUCCAAUACUACUGCAGUGAAGAUUGACCAGCUUAUUCGCCCCAUUAAUGCAAUGGAUGAGCUUUGCAGGCUGAUGAAGUCUUUCAUUAAUACAAAACCAACCCAGUCAGGCUAUUCUAGCAGUAACACCUCAGGAGCUGGCCUGCUACCUAUAUCCUCUGAGCUCUGUUAUCGACUUGGAGCCUGUCAGAUUACAAUGUGUGGCACUGGGAUGCAGAGAAGUACAUUGAGUGUGUCCCUAGAGCAAGCAGCCAUACUGGCUCGAAGUCAUGGACUUUUGCCUAAGUGUAUCAUGCAAGCUACAGACAUCAUGCGAAAGCAAGGACCAAGGGUUGAACUCUCUGCCAAGAAUCUGAAAGUGAUGGACCAAAUGCCACAGUGUGCACCUCGACUCUAUAGGUUGUGCCAGCCACCUACAGAUGGGGAUUUAUAAAAGUGAGAGAGGCACCUACUUUGCAGCAUCGUUAAAGCAUUCAGCUAUGAGCAGCCCUGUCUGAGGACCCACUCUAACUGACACUGAUGGCGCUGAAUCCAGAGAGGACGAGAUAUUGCUCCGGUUUAGUAGGAUAUGAACCUGCUGGACCCAGGCACCAAGAAUCUGCCUUUGAACUCCUGCAGCAUGUGCAGGGAUUCCUGUAUUGCUUUGACUUCUUGAAGAAAUUCUUGAAACAACCACCACAGAGCUAAGAUGGAUGUUACUGCCAUUUGCUAGAUGCCUGGAAAAGUGACAAUUGUAUUUCAAGAGAGCGCAGUUUUCCCUGAUGACUUGUUUGUGCUGCCACCUAAAAGUUGUGGACUUCAAGAUAUGGAUUGGUUAAGAAAAUCCAGAAUGACACGUAUCUCUCUCCCUGUACUGCAUCUGGCAUCCAUUUAAUUGCCAGCGUAAUUUUGGUCAGCAUCCUUGAGCAGUACCUUCAUAAACACCACUUUUUCAUUAACUGACCUGCACUUUUGAACAACGAAUAGCACAAUCUAUGGUUUAUUCAAAUAUGAACACAAAGAAUUUCUUCUGGAGUAAUUUUCCACUUCAGCCCAGUGAGAACCAAUCUCUCUAUGCUGCAGAGUAUACAUUCCAUAAUACUUCUUAACAUUACUUCAUUUUACUUACUGUAGCUUUCAGGUUUUUGAUUAACUCUUUUUGCUAAUGCCCUAUUAUGUACUCUGGAAAUACAGUAAUAUUUAAGAGGAGAGAUUGGGAGUGAAGGAUUUUAAAGGAAACUUUACAAAGGAAAAAUACAGUCUUAUAAUCUGAUUAUUUGAACAGAUGUAGUUUUUAAAACAGGUCAGAAGAACUAUACUUAUUUAUGUGGAGUGGAAUAUGUGUUUUCGAUCAUGUUAUUAUAUAUACAAGAUUUAAAUAAAAAUUAUAUUGUUUAAAAUGGGACCAAUAUGCUGGCAAUUACACAGCUACUCCCAGUUUACUGAAAAAAAUCUACAUUAUUUAAAAUCAUUCAAUAUUUAAGUAGUCUUUAAUACAGUUAUUAAGAUGUAUUAGGGAUGCUUUUAAGUUAAAAGAAAAAAGGAAUCGUGUAUAUAAUGUACUUUAUUUUUUCUUGUUUGAAAAAUUGUUCUCCAUUCUGUCAGUAUUAUCCUAAGCACAGUAAUUUUUUCCAAAUUACUGGCUGAAACUAAUUGAAACAUGUCAGCAGUCUCAGGACAGAAAUAAUGUUCUUUUGGAGUGAGUGCCUUAAUAUGACCACCCCUCCCUCACGAAUUUCAGUCAUAGCAGGUGUCACUAGAAGGGUGUAUUGGAAACUUACCGUUCCUCCACAGCCUCAUUUAAAACAAUUCAUAGUUAGGAGAUCCAGAAGCGCUUUGCAGUGAUGUAUAUUCUAGAAAAUAAAGGUUUGGGGUUUUUAUUUCUGA